Messenger RNA from Ogataea parapolymorpha DL-1, 1518 nucleotides. RefSeq lists its product as uncharacterized. NCBI's taxonomy places the organism in Eukaryota, Fungi, Ascomycota, Pichiomycetes, Pichiales, Pichiaceae. The transcript has a single exon. The record is from RefSeq and is a predicted model, not a curated record. The coding region runs from base 1 to 1518 and encodes 505 amino acids.
AUGUCUCAAUUACACCGCGAGAUGCGAUCGUCUCACCGUAACGUGUCGCGUUCAGAAGGCAGAGCGUCGUCUAAGUCUGGACUACGCAGUCCUAGUCUGAAGAGCCCCAAUAUGGAUGCCGAAUACAACGAGUUUGACGAGAGCCUGAUGGACAUGAGUUUCAUGAGGCUGGACGACCUGCUGCGCCAAAAAAUACAGAGCACGGAAUCUCUGUCGUCCACGGUGGCGGUUGCCGGGUCACCGAUGAGUCGGCAGGAGAGCAGGGCAAAUUCGCUGAUCGGGUCCAUCAUCGACAGCGAGGAAGAUACUGGCGCGGGCGAGGCCGGCGACGAGGCCGGCGUGGUGAAAAUAUACACUGUUUCGGACGUGAUAACGGCGCUGGGCCAAUCCAGAAGCAAAAUUAACUCCUCGUCGCGAGAAUUUUUGCUUGGCGAACUGUAUCGUAUGAUUGUGAAAAAGCCUUUGGGCUCCAACGGAAAGGUGGUCAAUGAGACGGACCUGGAGUCGUUGAUCUCGUUUGUCAAGACGGCACGCUCCGGGCUCGAAUUUGUGUUUGCUCUGCGCUCUGCCGUCGCAUAUAUAGCCAGCGACUCAGAUGAGGUGGCUACGGUAGCUGUGGAGAGUUUGUUUCCUGUUCUGCUUGAUAAAAUCUACAGCACAGAGGAGACCUACGAGGGCGUUCGUUCGAGCUGUUUAAUUGCAUAUGCGAGCUUACUUUUGGUAAUUUACAACGAGUCGCAUUGCUACGGUCUGGAAAAUAGCGUCGAGACUCUGAUGGAGCUGGCCGAAGGGUUUAGUGCCGGCAGUCUAACGGAAAACGACGAGGAUAUUGUUGUGAAUGCCCUUAAUGCGGUUGGUGUUGUGGUAAGUCUGCUUUAUAAAGCCGGACGCGAGGUCAACACCGUCAUACAGGACAAUAUUCCGCUUUUGAUGAAUUUCCUUGCUGAGGACUUCACCAAGAAGGUCCAGAAAACGGCUGCUGUCGUGAUUGCGUUGAUGUACGAGGUGUUUGAUUAUGAUGACGAGGACGAACCUUACCACGAUCUGGACGACCUGAAGAAUAUUCUGACACAGCUGGUGAGAUAUUCCUCGAAGAAAGUGAGCAAGAAGGAUAAAAAAGAGUCUCGGUCAAUAUUCAGAGACGUUCUGCGGAGUAUCGAGAAACAGGAGCACGAAGAAAAUGAGGAGACAGAAGUGUUGUCGAGAUUCAGGCUCAGCGGGUCUAAGACGCUACCGAUCACCAGCUGGUUCGAAUACAUCCGUCUACUGCAUCUCAGAUAUAUUUUUGGCUCCGAGCUGAAUUUGCACUAUAUUUCUUCCAGGGAGGUGCGCAACCUGCUGGCCCCGCCGGAUGACGAGGCUGCCAAAUACAGGUCAACGGACGACGAGUACCAGGAAAACGACAAAGCAUGGAAGUCAGAAACAGGACGCCUGAGCAGUAUUAAAAAGGACCAAAAGAUACGGGAAGCACGAGAAAGAAAAGUGCGCGAACAGCUAGGCGACCUAGCGCUGGAAUGA